AUGGACAACUCUAAAGAUAUCCAAUCCUCAAAUCAGCCCCAAAUGAUAAAUAUCUGUAGAGAAUGUCUCACAGAAAAUGAAAUAAAAUCCAGAUAUCCAAUCAGAUGCAGAGAAUGUGGAUGCAGAACAAUUUACAAGAAAAAGACUAAAAGACUGGUGGGUUUCAAUACUCGAUGA
Molecule: messenger RNA, 177 nt
Organism: Hippopotamus amphibius kiboko
Lineage: Eukaryota; Metazoa; Chordata; Mammalia; Artiodactyla; Hippopotamidae
Product: DNA-directed RNA polymerases I, II, and III subunit RPABC4-like
Exons: 1
Coding region: 1-177 (58 amino acids)
Biological process (GO): DNA-templated transcription
Cellular component (GO): RNA polymerase I complex; RNA polymerase II, core complex; RNA polymerase III complex
Molecular function (GO): zinc ion binding; DNA-directed RNA polymerase activity; DNA binding
Source: RefSeq, a predicted model, not a curated record